GCAAGCUGCUGACUUCUGAACUUACAAUGUCAAUCGCGCGGCCCUUGAUCCCAAGCAAGCCGUUCCAACGCCCCUUCCCGCUCGAGAUAUUUCUGGUCAUCAGGAAUACCAUCCCACUCGGCGACAUACGCACCCAUGUGUGCUUCUACAAGACGCACCCUCGCAUCGCCGCGAUGUACGACUCGGAGAAGAACGACGACGAUUUCUGGCGGCGCGUGUGCUGGCACAGCGGCAUCGGCGCGCUAGACAAGGAUGACCUCGCGCAUCCGCAUUGCUGGCGCGGCAUUGCUCUGGAGCUCGUCGAGAAGGAGGGGUUUUGCAAGCACCCGCGGUGCGGGGAAGGGCUGCUCAAUUAUAACAGUCGGCGCAUGGAACGUGUAGCGGACUGGUUCAAGCCCCUCACUGUGUUCUCCGACUGGAAAGAAGACUUGUACACCGCCUCCGACUCAGAGACUGAAGACGCCGCCACAGGCGCAAAUAUGGACGUCGACAACAAGAGCGACAACGAGAAGGACGACCGCCCCCCGCACCUUAUCCCGCACCGCGUGCUCGCUAGCAUCGAAUUCCGCGACCGGCCCUGGGGCGGAUACUACGGCGUGCGGGAGGACGCUCAGCUCCGCCCGCUGACCGAAGCAGAAGAAGCGUACAGCGGAAGUGCCCUCCUGUACGACCACCUGCUCGUACAGCGGAGCUUCGCCACCGACAUUCCCGUAGACGGGAUCUGUGUUGGGGAGAUGGGUGGACACGAGUUCAGACGGGAGCAUGUUAAGAGGCACACUGGAGUGACUGUGCUCGAUGUUGUGACCGCGAUUCACGCUGAUCUGGAUCUUCCCCUGACCAAUUAUGAGCAAAGCCAGCUCGUGGAUCACCUCAACUGCACAUUCAGCUCGAAUGGACUGUCUGAAGACGAUGUGUACGCUCGAUUCCACACUUUGCGCGACACGCUCAACGAAUGCCAUAUCAGCGAGUUCUAUUACGACGGGACCAUCAUCAACGGCGCUCCAAUGUUCAUCCCCAACCUCCAGGAGGACUAAACGGUCUCUCGCUACGACUUACACUAUCAACAGACUAUCACCUAGAAUUUCCUUGGUCCUAGGCAACUACGACAUACGCCUCAGUCCUUCUAGUCUAUUGAAGCCAGCUACAUAAGUACUCCUAUCAUAUACCGAUCAAC
Trametes versicolor FP-101664 SS1 is the source of this 1174-nucleotide messenger RNA. RefSeq lists its product as uncharacterized. Bases 27 to 1034 code for a protein of 335 amino acids. The transcript is spliced from 4 exons. The record is from RefSeq and is a predicted model, not a curated record. Lineage: Eukaryota; Fungi; Basidiomycota; Agaricomycetes; Polyporales; Polyporaceae.